AUGAAAGAUGGGUUCCGUGUGACAAUAGUACCCAAAUCCUUGGAGCUGUGGAACCAUCAUCAUCAACCGGAACACGACCUCAUACCUCAAGCAAGGCCUCUCUUCCACCAAGAUCUUUACAGCUUCGUGGCUGCUCUAGGAGUGGGUCCAACCACCGUGUCCGACGAUCAGUCACCCUCGAAAUCGGCCUUCCUAGUGACGGCGUCGGUUGUGGGGAGCAGAGCAGCAAGUGGAGCAGGUGGGAUUAGUUGCCAGGACUGCGGGAACCAGGCGAAGAAAAAUUGCCCUCACAUGCGGUGCAGGACAUGCUGUAAGAGCCGUGGCUUCGAUUGCCAAACCCAUGUGAAGAGCACUUGGGUUCCCGCUUCCAAGCAUCGCGAGAGGCAGCACCAACUCGCCUCUAUUCAACAACAACAGCUUUUUGCUGCUGAUGUUCCCAAGUGCCAAAGAGAUCAUGCCUGUGGUGGCGAGAGCAUGGUGACAAUUGCGAUUGCUACAACUGCAGUGGGAUGGGUCACAUGGAUUAGAAUUGUAACAAAGGAGGAAGUGAAUGUGAAGGCAUGCAUGGCAGUGAUGGUAGAUGCAAAUCUGUUAUAA
Molecule: messenger RNA, 597 nt
Organism: Arachis stenosperma
Lineage: Eukaryota; Viridiplantae; Streptophyta; Magnoliopsida; Fabales; Fabaceae
Product: protein SHORT INTERNODES-like
Exons: 3
Coding region: 1-597 (198 amino acids)
Biological process (GO): positive regulation of DNA-templated transcription
Cellular component (GO): nucleus
Molecular function (GO): DNA-binding transcription factor activity; DNA binding
Source: RefSeq, a predicted model, not a curated record